Molecule: messenger RNA, 1141 nt
Organism: Oncorhynchus nerka (sockeye salmon)
Lineage: Eukaryota; Metazoa; Chordata; Actinopteri; Salmoniformes; Salmonidae
Exons: 8
Coding region: 100-1056 (318 amino acids)
Source: RefSeq, a predicted model, not a curated record
CUAUCUGUUGAUGACUUGUUUUCACCACAGAAUAUCCUAGAAGGUCUAUCCUAGAAAGGAUUAACAGUAUUUCAGGGCCGCCAUCCUAAGAUCCUGAACAUGGGAGAGUGCAUUUCAGUCCGUGUUUUGCUGAUGUUUCUGGCCCUAAUCAGCUAUCUAAUUGCACUGACAUUCAACAUAUUGGCUCUAUUUGGGCCCUGGACAGGUGCGUUUAUGCAAACCACACAGUAUGUGCUGAGCAAGUCCACAACGCACCUAACCCCGGAUAGAUGGGUACUCUUUCUAUGGGACGUCCUUAACGUCUGGUUGAUCGGCAUGUUCAUCUAUCUGAUACACAAUCUCCGUAGAAGGGAAGCCUAUACAUGGAUGUACACCACUCCUGCUGUCCUGCCCUACGGAUUCUACUUGUCCUGGAUCGUGAAUAGCAUUUUGAAUAUGGCAUGGUUAUUUCUGUACGACAAAGAAUUCUGUGUUUGUCAUAGAAAGAUGGUGCCAACGCUGCUGAUCACAGCACUACAGGCCAUCUCCAACUGCGUGAUUAUCAUGUUCUCCUGCUACGGACUGGUCGUCUAUGGAGCGUGGCUCCAUAAAUAUCACAACAAUGAUCUCUGGCUCAUUCGAAUACUGGUGCAAAACGGAGUGGCAUUGUAUGCAACAUGGUGGGCUGUGGCUACCUUUUUACACUUGACCGUUGUUUUAGACCAUCAAACCCCAAUACCCAAGACAGAUGCUGCCAUAAUGGUACUAGUGCUGCUCCAAUUGGGACUCAUAGGAUGGUUUGUCAUAGAGAACUGGUACCUGGAUAAGCACGUGCGCUACAUCCUCACAGUGUACCCUGUGGUGAUCCUGGUGUUGGCCGCGAGUGUGGCCAAUCCAGCCACGCCCGGUACCCACAUAGACAUCAUGUCUGCUGUCAUAUUGGCCAUAACUAGUGUCAUAUUCAUUGUACGCAUUGUCAUGGUGUUAUGGAAGCACAACAACAAACCGUUUUAUGGAGAAGAGGAGCUCAUGUCUCCAGUGGACAUCGCCAGAACACAGAAGCUCAUCUUUAUGUAGGAAGAAGAGAGCCGCUGCAGAGAUUCACGUGCCCCCUUGUUUGAAUGUUGUUUUCCUAAACAUUUAAUGGCUGAGACGUGAUCAA